GAGUCUAAUUGGUCUGAAGGCAUUGUUUCGCAGAAGUUUACUUGUACUUGGUGGCUUGUUGAUUGAUUCGAGCAAAUAAUGAUGGAUGAUGGGACUCGGCUUUUGUGGGUUGGGAGAUUGUUACUUCUUCUCCAAUUGGCUACUGGAAUUCUGGGCUGGGGAAGGGAAGGCCACUAUGCUACUUGCAAAAUAGCAGAGGGAUAUUUAACUGAAGAUGCCGGAGCUGCAAUCAAGGAAUUGCUCCCUGAUUUUGCUGAAGGUGACUUUGCAGCUGUUUGCCCGUGGGCUGACGAGGUCCGCUUCCACUACCACUGGAGUAGUGCUUUACACUAUAUUGAUACACCAGAUUUCAUGUGUAAUUAUGAAUAUUGUAGGGAUUGUCAUGACUCUGCUGGACGCAAAGACAGAUGUGUAACCGGAGCAAUUUUCAACUAUACUAGCCAGCUUACAUCAGCAUAUCAGAAUUCCAGUCCAGAGUCCAACUACAAUUUGACAGAAGCACUAAUGUUCUUAGCCCAUUUUGUUGGGGAUGUCCAUCAGCCCCUGCAUGUUGGUUUCACUGGAGAUUUGGGUGGAAAUACAAUUAAAGUCCGUUGGUAUCACAGAAUGACAAAUCUACACCAUGUGUGGGAUACCAUGAUUAUUGAUUCAGCCUUGAAGACGUUUUAUGGUUCAGAUCUUACAAACAUGAUACAAGCUAUUCAGAAUAAUAUUACAGAAGGUUGGUCUAAUCAAAUACCAUUAUGGGAAUACUGUCAAAACAACCGCACAGUUUGUCCCAACCCGUAUGCUUCUGAAAGUGUUAGUUUAGCAUGCAAGUUUGCAUACAAGAAUGCCACACCUGGAAGUACUCUGGAAGAUGAGUACUUUCUUUCUCGGUUGCCUAUUGUGGAAAAAAGGCUUGCACAAGGUGGCAUUCGCUUGGCUGCGACUCUCAACCGCAUUUUUGCUUCUCAAAGCAAGAUAGCUCAAGUAUGAAGGAAAAAGGGAUAGAAAAGCAUCUUCAAUGUAUGACACAGAGGAGGGCCCACAUGACCAUUUUAUAUAUGGCAUAACCUCUCCAUUAACAAAAUAUCAUGUACCACCCAAUUAAUUAUCUAUUCCCCAUUUGCUAAUUCUGUUAAGCAUUCUUUAAUGUAUGACACAGAGGAGGGCCCACAUGACCAUUUUAUAUAUGGCAUAACCUCUCCAACAAAAUAUCAUGUACCACCCAAUUAAUUAUCUUCUCCCCAUUUGCUAAUUCUGUUAAGCAUUCUUUAAUGAGAAUACUUUAUAGUUAACUGUUGACUUCA
Molecule: messenger RNA, 1292 nt
Organism: Jatropha curcas
Lineage: Eukaryota; Viridiplantae; Streptophyta; Magnoliopsida; Malpighiales; Euphorbiaceae
Product: endonuclease 4
Biological process (GO): DNA catabolic process
Molecular function (GO): nucleic acid binding; endonuclease activity
Source: RefSeq, a predicted model, not a curated record